Penicillium atrosanguineum is the source of this 285-nucleotide messenger RNA. RefSeq lists its product as uncharacterized. The record is from RefSeq and is a predicted model, not a curated record. Lineage: Eukaryota; Fungi; Ascomycota; Eurotiomycetes; Eurotiales; Aspergillaceae. The transcript has 2 exons. Bases 1 to 285 code for a protein of 94 amino acids.
AUGCUCUGGAUGCAUCGUUUUUGGUCCAAGAUUCGGGGUACCGGACCCAAGGAAGAAGAGGGCAGUCAAGACCAACACCUUUUGCUAUCCAAAGUUGAGUGUAUGAGAGAGCUACUACCUGCUGCUAUACCAGGUUCACAAAACUUGGGAGAGCAGGAGAUGAAAUAUGUGGGGUUUGGCAUAGGUGGUGCGGGCAACAUUCGCAGGGUCUCAAUUCAAAACGGGCAAUACUUUGACCACCCCGCUCAGUCAUAUCGACGAGAUGAACCACGGGAAACCGGGUGA